AUGCCCCGACGAAGGCCUAGGGAAGCUGUGAAGCGAUCAAAGACUUUCACAGGCUGCUGGACUUGCCGAUCCCGAGGAGUCAAAUGCGGUGAAGAGAAACCGGUCUGUGUCAGAUGCAGCAAAGGGUCCUUCCAUUGUGAGGGCUACGGAGUUAAGCUGGUUUGGCCAGAUGAAUACAACAAUAAUCACACGGGCGCCCAGAGGCGCUUGUUUUCCCAGCUGCAGAAGAGCAAUGGACCCACACUCAGUGAACUGCAACUUGAUAUCUCUCUCGAGACUUUGGAUGCAGCGAUCGUCCUCGAUCAAGAGCAAGAUGGCCCCUUUUCGGUCUUUAGGCUGCCAUCCUCUGAAGCAGAAAUUUCCCCCGGGAUUUUGAUCUCAGACAGUGAAAACUCACGCUAUUGUGUUGAUGUGGAGUCCUCAAAUCAGUCCAUCGGAGGAGAUGGGAACUCGCUCUUUACAACCUCGUCUUCCAAAGAGUCCUGUAUCUCAACCACAUUGAAGAGAUUGGGUGAAUAUGGGGUUUUGCACUAUAAUGAAGACAAAGAUUUUCAUAUUUCGUCUGAAAUAUGCCGUUCUCAACCCCGUUCGCAUCACAAAGUGGCAUUCCAUUGGGAGUCCUGGAUGGAAGACGCUAUCGAUCCUCUUGGGCCGCUCGAAUAUUUCACACCUCUCGAUCAGCCGGGACCCCGAGAAGAACGAGAAUUAAUGCAUUACUGGGUGACGCAUCUGAGCGACCUGAUGAUAUCGGUCAGCUUGGUAGAGAAUCCUUACCGUACCGUUUGGAUUCCCAUGGCUCUGGAAUCCUCGAUAGGCAAAGAUUUAUUACUUGAAAACUCCGCUCUGCUUCAUGCGAUCUAUGCGUUGUCGGCUUUCAACAAAUCCCAGCGCAUAGACUCAAAUGGCCUUCCUUACUCCAUUAGCGCCAUCAAACACUACCAAUUGAGUCUCGAGUAUCUCCGACAGGCAUCAAUGCAGCAACGCGAAGCGCAGCUAGAAGUUGUUCUGGCUACAAUCAGUGCUCUAUCGCUCACAGAGGUUAUCAAUGGCAACUUCUCAUCCUGGCGCAACCAUUUAAGAGGCGGUCGUGCAUGGCUACAGUCCAUUGAGCGAGGUAAAUGGACUCAUUUGCAAAAGUCGGUGACUUAUCAGUUCUUCUUAUGUGCUGAAGCUAUUGGAUCCGUCCUCCGAAGGGCUGCUGGGAAUAAAUCCUUGGGGAACACCCAUGCUCGUAUCGUUUGCGACUCAGACUACGUCCAAGAUUCAACUUUUGGUGUUACAAGCAUUUCUCUAGGCACAGACUAUGUUCUUGAUCAAUACUUCGGUAUCACGAAACCCAUAUUGGAGGCCAUCACACAUAUCAAUCAUAUUAUUGGUUCUCCCUACCUUCCUUCCAAGACUGAAUUGGAAGGGCUUGAGAUUAAAAUUCGGCUCAACAGACCGAUUCCUGUAUUGACCAGAAAAGCGAAUUUUGAUCCCGAAAGCCAGGCACUUAUGGAUUACAAAAUGAUGUUCUAUUAUGCCUGUUAUAUUCAUUUCAAACACAACCUACUGCACACAGCGUCAGUGGACCUUCAAGGGGUAAUGGUUUUCUACGAAGGCAAGACUGGGCAUUGGAAGUAUGCCCUCGGCUUUGUCUGUGGUUGUUGA
Penicillium waksmanii is the source of this 1650-nucleotide messenger RNA. Its product is annotated as Zn(II)2Cys6 transcription factor. Gene Ontology annotation, cellular component: nucleus. Bases 1 to 1650 code for a protein of 549 amino acids. Gene Ontology annotation, molecular function: DNA-binding transcription factor activity, RNA polymerase II-specific; transcription cis-regulatory region binding; zinc ion binding. Gene Ontology annotation, biological process: positive regulation of transcription by RNA polymerase II. The transcript is spliced from 2 exons. Lineage: Eukaryota; Fungi; Ascomycota; Eurotiomycetes; Eurotiales; Aspergillaceae. The record is from RefSeq and is a predicted model, not a curated record.